GUUAGUAGAUGUUCGCCUGUAACCAAUCCAAGGCGAUCAUAAAACCAGCAAUUAAGAAUCCAAGCUGUCAGGAUCCCAACAAUUACAGUCGUAAUUAUCCAGUGUUUCUUUUUGCCAUAUAUAAGAAGUCCAGCCGCACUAAAUUCACAAAACGGAGUUGAGUAAGUUAACGUCACUAUGAAGACCACGGAAAUAAGGAAACCAUACCGGAUGGAGGACUUCUUGCAGCCUCAAUGGUUUCAAAAGAUUGCUCAGAUGGUACACUUUCACUGGCAGAGGAAUCCAGAAGAUGACAGCAUGGUGAACGCCCCCAAUAGGGCUUUUUGGUGGUCGGCAGUCUGCAAUAUCUUGUUCUUUGGCUUCAACUUUUGGGGUAUCCUUGUGCAUUUGUGCUUGGGCAAACCUUCCAAUCAGAAUCCGCCCGUUUUUAGCAUCACCGUCUACUUCUCCAUCCGAGGACUGAUGCUUUUUCUGAAACGAAAGGAUAUUGUUGAGUUUGUUAAUGACUUGGACCGCGAGUGCCCACUAGAUUUAGCCAGCCAGUUGGACAUGCAGAUGGAUAAGGCAUACCAGAGCUUUCGGAAGCGCUUUCGAUUUAUCAGGAUCUACGCCCAUGUUGGUGGUCCACUGUUCUGCCUGAUGCCGGUGGCACUUUUCCUUCUGACUCACGAGGGAAAAGGAUCACCCGUCGCCCAGCACGAACAAAUUCUUGGAGGCUGGAUGCCAUUUGGUGUACGAAAUGAUCCAAAUUUGUAUUUUCUGGUCUGUUUUGUUGACGUGAUGUGCACGACUUGCGGCGUCUCCUUCUUCGUCACCUUCGAUAACCUGUUCAACGUGAUGCAUGCACACCUAAUCAUGCACCUUGUCCAUCUUGCACGGCAGAUUUCGGAGCUUGAUCCCCGCCAGAGUUUGACCAACGAGGUGCAAUUUUUUAAGGAACUCAGGUUAUUAGUUCGGAGGCAGCAGCUUCUUAAUGGCCUUUGCGGCAAAUACAAUGAAAUUUUUAAGGUUGCUUUCCUCGUAAGCAACUUUUUGGGCGCCGGGUCCCUCUGCUUCUACCUCUUCGUGUUGUCGGAGACGUUGGAUAUAUUGACCAUGGUCCGAUACAUACUGCCCACUUGCGUCUUGGUGGGCUUCACGUUUGAGAUCUGUCUACGCGGCACGCAGCUGGAGGAGGCGUCGGAGGGACUGGAGUCGGCGCUAAAGUGCCAGGAAUGGUACAUGGGCAGCCGGCGGUACAGAAAGUUCUAUCUGCUCUGGUUGCAAUAUUGCCAGCGCACUCAGAAACUGGGGGCAUUUGGCCUUAUUGAAGUGAACAUGGUACACUUUACCGAAAUCAUGCAGCUUGCCUAUCGACUCUUGACUUUCCUAAAAUCCCAUUAGAUGCACACUCGAUAAUAUAAAUAUAUAUUCAACUUUUUAAAACAAUGGAUUUUAAAUAUAAAGCUUAAAU
Molecule: messenger RNA, 1453 nt
Organism: Drosophila elegans
Lineage: Eukaryota; Metazoa; Arthropoda; Insecta; Diptera; Drosophilidae
Gene: Or88a
Product: odorant receptor 88a
Exons: 4
Coding region: 178-1383 (401 amino acids)
Biological process (GO): detection of chemical stimulus involved in sensory perception of smell; sensory perception of smell
Cellular component (GO): plasma membrane
Molecular function (GO): odorant binding; olfactory receptor activity
Source: RefSeq, a predicted model, not a curated record